Molecule: messenger RNA, 2085 nt
Organism: Vicia villosa (hairy vetch)
Lineage: Eukaryota; Viridiplantae; Streptophyta; Magnoliopsida; Fabales; Fabaceae
Exons: 5
Coding region: 1-2085 (694 amino acids)
Biological process (GO): DNA repair; telomere maintenance
Molecular function (GO): DNA helicase activity
Source: RefSeq, a predicted model, not a curated record
AUGGAGUCUCAAAGGUUGAAUUACAUACGCAAGCACCAGAAAAAACUAAGAGUUUCAAAGUACAAUAAUUUGAACGGUCCAGAACAGGAUCAGAACACUCAUGGAGCAAACAAGGGUAAGAGGGUUGUUUUACCAUUAACUUAUGUUGGAAGUCGAAGAUACAUGGAGCAAUUGUAUUUUGAUGGAAUGGAUAUUUGUAGUCAUAUUGGUUUUCCUGACCUUUUUAUCACAUUUACAUGCAAUCCAAUGUGGCCCGAAGUCAAAAGACUGCUUCACCCAAUGAGGUUCCAGCCCCAUGAUUGUCCCGACAUUAUAUCAAGAGUUUUUAAAAUUAAGUUGGAUGAGUUGUUGUUUGAUUUGACUAAGAAGCAUGUCUUAGGGAGAGUGGUUGCAUAUAUAUACACUAUUGAGUUUCAAAAAAGAGGUUUACCACAUGCUCAUAUUUUGCUAUUCAUGCAUCCGCAAAGCAAGUAUCCCACUCCCGAGGUCAUAAACAACAUCAUUUCAGCAGAGAUACCAUCAAAAGAAGAUGAUGUGGAAUUGUAUAAUCUGGUGAAGAGACAUAUGAUUCACGGUCCGUGUGGUUUGGCAAACAUGCUGUCACCUUGCAUGAAAGACGCAAAAUGCUCUAAAUUCUUUCCAAAAAAAUGGCAGCCUCAGACCGUAGUUGAUCAGGAUGGAUAUCCUGUAUACCGAAGGAGGGAUACUGGAAACACUGUUACGAUAAAAACGAUUACCGUUGCUGUCGUAGGAGACAACGAUAAUCCUUUGACCGCUAAAAAUGGCGAUGAAAUCAAGCAGUAUCUUGAUUGUAGAUAUGUCUCACCAAGCGAAGCAUGUUGGAGAAUAUUUUCUUUUCCCAUUCAUGGAAGGUCUCCUGCAGUAGAAAGAUUAUAUUUUCAUCUUGAGGGCGAUAAUUCGGUAUAUUAUACAGAUUACGAACUAAUAGAUGAGGUCCUUGAAAAACCAAGUGUGAAGGAAUCAAUGUUUACCGCUUGGAUGGAAGCAAAAAAAACAUAUCCAGAGGCCAGAAAUCUGAGCUACUCAAAUUUCCUCACUAAGUAUGUUUAUGAUAAAAGAUACCGACAAUGGAGACCGCAUAAGAGAGGGCACACCAUUGGAAGACUAAUCUGGGUUCCUCCAAGUACAGGUGAGCUGUAUUACCUGAGAAUGAUGCUGACUGUUGCAAAAGGGCCAACAUGUUAUGAGGAUAUAAAAAAGGUCGGUGGAAUUGUUCGGCACAGUUUUAGAGAUGCAUGUUUUGAAAUGGGAUUUCUUAAUGAUGACAAGGAAUAUGUUGUAGCCAUUAACGAGGCCAAAGAUUGGGGUUCGGGACAUUUUUUGAGAAAGUUAUUCUUAACAGAAGCUGAGUUGAAAAACUUGACCCUCAUUGAGACUGAGAAUAUGUUGCAAUCCAAUCGAAGAAGUUUGCACGAAUUCAAAGACAUGCCUUAUCCGGAUGCUUAUGUCACACGGCACGUUGGAAACAGACUGAUUUACGAAGAACAUGAUUACAAUAUUGAAACUGAGCGAGAAAACUUCAACAAUCUCUUUCGAGCCCUUACAGAUGAACAACGCUCAAUCUUUGAAAAAAUCAUGGAAGCUGUCGGAAAACAAAGAGGAGGGGUCUUUUUACAUGGUUAUGGAGGGAUCGGUAAAGCUUUCAUGUGGAGGACACUAUCAAGUGCACUUCGUUCGAAGAAAAAAAUUGUGCUUGCUGUUGCUUCAAGCGGUAUAGCUUCGUUGUUAUUACCAGGUGGACGAACUGCUCAUUCCAAGUUCAAAAUUCAUGUGCCAACACUUGACAACUCCACUUGCAAUAUUGACAAAAACACUGAAAAUUCUCAAUUAUUCGAGGCAACGGACGUGAUAAUAUGGGAUGAAGCACCUAUGGCUCAUAAAAAUUGUUUUGAGGCAUUAGAUAGAACACUUAAAGACUUCAUGACCAAGAAGGGAUUUGGGAAUAAAAUCUUUGGCGGCAAAGUUGUUGUUUUUGGAGGAGACUUCAGACAGAUUCUUCAAGUUGUUCCGGGAGCCGGGCGUUCUGAUAUUGUUCAUUCAUCCAUAUGCUCCUCUUAUAUCUAG